AAAGAAGAAGAAGAACAAAAAGAAGAAGAAGUAGAAACAGUAGGCCUACUCUAAAAAGCUCCGAGGUGUUAAGGACUGGGACGGCUGUCUUUAAAGUGUGUAUACCCGUCUGUGUGUGUGUGCAGUAUGUCGGCCUGCAGGCUGAUGAGAGCCAUCUCAGUGCGGGAGUUCGGGGCGCCGUCAGUCCUCAGGCUGACCGAGCUGCCCGUCCCUGAGCCCGGACCCGGACAGGUGUUGAUCCGUGUCCACGCCUGUGGAGUGAACCCUGUGGAAACCUACAUCCGGGCAGGGACAUACCCCCGUAAGCCCCCCCUGCCCUACACACCGGGGACAGACGUGGCCGGGGUGGUGGACAGUGUUGGAGAAGGAGUCACUGCAGUUAAGGCAGGAGAGCGCGUGUUCACCACAGCCACAGAGUCUGGAGGCUACGCAGAGUUCAGUGUAGCAGCGGAGCAGUGUGUCCACAGACUGCCCGACGCACUGCACUUCACCCAGGGUGCAGCCAUCGGGGUCCCUUACUUCACCGCCUACAGAGCUCUGGUUCACAAAGCUCACACCCAACCUGGAGAGACUGUCCUCAUCCACGGAGCCAGUGGGGGGGUUGGCGUGGCAGCGUGCCAGCUGUCCCGGGCUCUGGGUCUCAGGGUGUUGGGGACGGCAGGGACCCCGGAGGGGAUGAAGCUGGCCCUCAACAACGGCGCUCACCUGGCCUUUAAUCACAGAGAGGAGGGCUACACACACAAGAUCAUGGAAGCCACAGAGGGCCGAGGCGUGGAUGUGAUAUUAGAGAUGCUGUCCAAUGUGAACCUCAGUAAAGACCUGCAGAUGGUGGCCUAUGGAGGGCGAGUCACUGUGAUUGGCUGCAGAGGCUCCAUAGAGAUCAACCCCAGAGACACCAUGGCUAAAGAGAGCUGCAUCAUGGGAGUGGCUCUUUUCUUCGCUACACCGGCGGAGAGCCGGCAGUGUGCGGCGCUGCUGUCGGCGGGGGGGGAGGCUGGCUGGCUGCAGCCCGUCGUCGGCUCUCAGGUACCGCUGGACCAGGCCCCCCAGGCACACCAUGACAUCAUCCAGUGUCCCGGGGCUGCUGGGAAGAUCGUCCUGACCAUGUGAUGAGGAGACCACCAUAAAGAGGAGGGGCUUACUACAUCAAUGAUAUUAUCCGGUUACAUUACCUUUUGAAAUGAGAACUAAUGUCCUCAUUUAUCAUUACUGCCUCUUUGUAAAUCAUGAGCACUAGAAUAUGUGGAGGAUCACUGUUGAACUUUUUAAAACAUCAGCUAAUCAUUAAUGAUAACAUGACCUAAGAAUCAACAUUUCGUCAGAAAUGUGACUAUAUAAUAUAACAAUGAGGUUUUAAAGACUCUUGAGAAGAUGGAUACUAUGAAUAUGUAUUUUCAUGAAUAGUUUGACAAAUGAAGUGAAAAACACAUUUCUCUAUUUUCUUUUAUUUGCUGAUGUGAAAAAACAAUAUUGACAUUUACCAGUGGUGAAAUGUAAAGUAAAAUAAAGUAUUUUUACAAGGGAG
This is a messenger RNA of Gymnodraco acuticeps, 1525 nucleotides long. RefSeq names its product crystallin, zeta (quinone reductase) (gene cryz). The transcript has 8 exons. The record is from RefSeq and is a predicted model, not a curated record. Bases 127 to 1110 code for a protein of 327 amino acids. NCBI's taxonomy places the organism in Eukaryota, Metazoa, Chordata, Actinopteri, Perciformes, Bathydraconidae. Gene Ontology annotation, cellular component: cytosol. Gene Ontology annotation, molecular function: mRNA 3'-UTR binding; NADPH binding; quinone reductase (NADPH) activity.